UCGUCAUGACUACUACUACUACAACUACAUUUUCUCUUCUCCAACUACCAACAAAGGCUCUAAAAAUGGUUCUAACACAGGAUAUAGAUUUCAUGAUCUGGUUUUCAUUCUGUUCUAAUCGCUCGAAAUCGGUAGUUCAAAACCUGCAAAUUGAUUACUUACAUAUUGAAUGUGGUUUUUCACGUCAAAAUGUUUUGUAUGUAAUGUUCGGAGAUACCAUGCUGUGGGCGUCGGAGUAUUCCACAAUUUCAGAUGAUAUGAUAGAAGAAAGUGUAAUAAUUGGGCAAAAGCUUAAGCACAAGCUUAAAGCUUACAUUGAUCAUGCUUAUAGUGUUCUCAACCAGCCAUCUUUUUACGUUGAUGUACAUUGUAACGAAGACGGCCUAAGAACCUACGAGUUUCUUGAAAAUGCCAUUGAAGAUGUUAAAAUCAGAAGAACAACUUUAUCUGGAUCUGGACCUCCUUACUUGCUGAAUGCAAAAAGAUUUUGGAGAAGAUUCAUAUUACCCGUUCAACAGAUUGACCUAUGCCAGAAAUUAUUUGAAACUGCGGUGCAAAGUCAUAGGCUUUUGCUUCAAAAUUUCGAUUACCUAGGAAUCAAUCUUGGUUCAAAUGGAAAACCUCACAGUAUUCUUGCAAUGAACAGUGCGUUUAUAAGCAUAACAAAUUAUUGUAGAGAGUUCAAACGAAACGAUUUAAAUAUUUACCUGAAGCAUUGGAUAAAUGGAUCAAAUCCUAGUUUAGAGUACAUGGAACUCUAUUCAUAUGUGCGUAUUGAAAUAGAUAUAUCAUUAUUUGUUGAUGAAGUAUUCAACGGUAUAAGUAAGGAAAUAAUAAGCAAAGAGUAUAGAAAGCCAACUAAAUAUCGUAAAACUCAUGUAAUAAUCGGAGAGCAAGACAACGAAAUAACAAGAGGGUUCGAAAUUACACGGUAUGAUGGGACGACGGCAGAUAUUUGGUUCCAUAUCCCAUACCCAAUGGUUGAUGAAUAUCGCUUUGAAAUGUUUAUUGAAAAAUGCCACUGA
Molecule: messenger RNA, 1025 nt
Organism: Caenorhabditis elegans
Lineage: Eukaryota; Metazoa; Nematoda; Chromadorea; Rhabditida; Rhabditidae
Gene: fbxb-6
Product: F-box associated domain-containing protein
Exons: 2
Coding region: 6-1025 (339 amino acids)
Source: RefSeq, marked reviewed